Messenger RNA from Nematostella vectensis (starlet sea anemone), 4481 nucleotides. Its product is annotated as melatonin receptor type 1B-A. Gene Ontology annotation, cellular component: membrane. The record is from RefSeq and is a predicted model, not a curated record. Gene Ontology annotation, molecular function: neuropeptide Y receptor activity. NCBI's taxonomy places the organism in Eukaryota, Metazoa, Cnidaria, Anthozoa, Actiniaria, Edwardsiidae. The transcript is spliced from 2 exons. Gene Ontology annotation, biological process: G protein-coupled receptor signaling pathway. The coding region runs from base 1963 to 3030 and encodes 355 amino acids.
AGAUGUUUUACGCGUGCCAUCUAAAGACUCUUAUCGCUAAUAGCCGCCUGUUCUCUUAUGGAAUAUGAACUUCCGAUUUCUUAAGCAAUAUUCUAGAUGCUUCUUUACAAAGACGCCCAAGCGCUCCUUGCUCUAAGAGACUAAGCCAGUUCUUCUCUACAGUCCACCGUUGAUUCACGCGUUCUUUUCGAUCAAACGGCGACCAACUUCGCCUUGCAUAGUAUUUAAGAGAUCACGCAUCACGUUUACUCGCACUCAGCGUAUUGAUGCGGCGUUUUCAAGACGUGGGCGAGAAACAAAAACCAAGGGAAAGCUAGGAUUUCAUAAGAACCCGAACGUUCAUCAACGACGAUGCCGGAGAAACACUGGAAUCAGAUAUUUCUUCAUGCAAGCACAAUUAAAUAUCGCCUGCUUAGUGGUUAUGCUUGACAAUAUAGCUAGAAACAACCGUGAGAAUCAAAGGAAGUGGGAAAAAAUAAUUGGAUAAAAUGCAAUUGGGGUUUUAAAUUAGGAAGUGGUUGAUCUUAAGGGAGACGUAGUUUGCAGUGCCUAACAAAGUGGUACUUAAAAUUGAAGUUUCGUCGAGGGAAAGACAUAACAACCAAAGAGCAGUGCGUAUUCGCACCCAAGAGUCAUUGCCAUAUCUCCGUAAGGAAGAAUAAGAAAGAGUGGUCGCGAAGAAUUUCUAAGAAAAGAGGAGGACAAUCUUCUAGGAAUUCGAUCCAGCGAAUCUUCGAGGAUAAAAAGGGUGACCCGAAACUCUGGAAAUUAUAGCAAAGUGCUUGGAGGUAAAUUGAUUUGAAAUUGAGUGUCUGAGAAAUUCUUGGUUUUUAGAAACUUGCUUUUGAAGUGAGUAGAAACGGAAGGAAAGAAAAUACUUACAUUUGGGAAGAACAGUAGUAAUCGGUUACACAUGAAUACAAAGAAACGGUGUACUCCAGUGUUUACCGUAACUACAAGUUAAAACUAAAUUCAGCUAAGGAGAGGCUACCGAGAAAUGACCUUCAAAUAUUGAACAUUUUGCCGCGAUAGCUUCGACGCAAAAGCGUCGUCAAGAAAUUAGAUUAAAUACUUACCAACAAACAGACCUCUCAAAUAACGAUGCCAAUUUCAUGCAAAUUAUCGUGUGGUGUAAUCCCUUGAAAGUCUCUUGUUUCUCUUAACAUCGUCAGAGAGUGCCUGAUUUCCUUGGAGUAUUUGGGUGAUUUUCGGCACGCGCGUCGUUUCUUUGGUGAACUUGACAAUAGCGGGCAGAGUUUGUACUUCUCACGACGUAUUUAUAUUUGCCUCGGGGGAAAAAGGAUUAUUUAAUGCCAUCUAUUUCCAUUGUUAUGAUAAGUACUCUGGAUAACGCUCAGGAAAUAGACUUAGGGCUUUUUAUCUGAAGGAAGAAGAUAUAGUUAAAAUAAGAGAAGUAAACCAAGGGGAAGAAGGAUUAAAAGAAGAAGAAAAAGAGGAAGAAGAAGAAAAGAAGAUAGAAAAAGUCGAUGACAAACUAAAAAAGUAGAUAAGAUUUCACCCAUUUAACCAAAGACAAUUAGACCGACAUCGAGAAAGCAAAUAUCUGGACUUGGGUGUCGUUGAAGAUAUCAUCAAGGUAAACAGUAUAAAGUGGCCUAAAACUACGGUUGAAACCAAACUUAUUGUGACAUUAUGAUGAGAAAUGUAGUUGUUAUAUAAGCCAAUUUCGGAAACAUCAAAAAUGAACUGAUAAAGGGGACGUUGGAAAAAAAAGUUAGAAAGACGGAAGUUGAGAGAUUACAAUCAAAGGGAAAAAUAGAGUUUUCUAUGUUAAACAGGGAUUAUCAUUGAAGACAUCUGAAGUUAUUAAAAAGUUUAUAACGGUGGACUAUGGUGUGAGGAGCAAUAGAUUUGGAAGGAAAGAGAAGAACCCAAACAAUCCUUUAAGUGGAAAAAGCGGAAACCGGAAAAAUCAAUCAAAACUGAACCAAGCAACAAGCCAUGUUACAAAGCGAGCCCGCAAUGUCACUGGAGCUACAACCUCGCUCCUUAACCUGGGUUGUCAUAGAAACCACUGCAUACGUCACGCUAGACAUCGUCAUCUUCGUAGGAAAUCUAUUGAUCUGUAUCGUCGUGUAUCGCAACCCGCGCAUGCGUAGUAUCACUAACAUGCUAGUGGUCGCCCUCUCGACCACUGAUCUCCUGACAGCAUGCAUUACACUCCCAAUGGCUGCCGGGACGUCUGCUCUCGGGCGCUGGGUAUACGGAAGCCUCGGUUGUCAGUUAUACGGAUUCUGCAGCAAGUUUCUCGUGUACGUCUCAAUAUACACUAUUUCACUCAUUGCCUUGAAUCGCUAUCUCAGAAUCUGUCGCCCGAAAGUGUACAGAAAACAUUUUACGGUUCGGAAGUGUUUCAUUUUCUUGGCUUUUAUUUGGGUUUUCCCAGCGCUCGUCCGCUUAUUACCGUCUGUUCUUGGGUAUGCGCAGUUCACAUUUAGUUCCCAGACCGCUGGCUGCUCUAUGAGUUUCUACAACAUGCGCGCGCAGUCUCCAUACACGCUCUUCGCCACCCUGGUGUUCAUCGCUCUCCCCAUGCUCCUCAUCAUAUUCUGUUACACCGCCGUAUCUCUGCGCGUGCGCAAACAUCGACGCAACGUCACGAGUUCCUUAAACGUGCGAAAUCAGCGCAGCGAGCUCAGGCUGAGCGUCGAGGAAGUGAAAAUCACCCGCACUUUAUUCACCCUCGUUUUCGCAUUUCUCAUCUGCUGGUUGCCUGUCUCCGUAGCACUGCUGAUCGUCCGUGCGAUUGUGGGCUCAGUGCCGAUAAUCGCCGCACGUGUUUUGAACUGCCUUGUCGCCCUGAGUAGUGCGUGCACGCCGUUCGUCUAUGGUGCGCUGAACCGCUCCUUCAGAAGGGAAUUUGUCAAGAUUCUUUCAUGUCAACAAAGACAAAGACUGGAGCCGGGAGAAUUGGAGCUAGACAGGAUUGGGCACCCUGUGGUGGGUACUGAAGGUGGGAACUCCCAAAGCGGGGAGACUCGAACUAGGAAUGGGGCCCAUUCUAUGUGAUGACAAAACAUGUAGGGAAACGACGACGUCCAAUUGACAAUAGGCAACUCGCACUAAGAAAUAACGUUAUUGGGCGAAAAAGCGCGGAUCAUUUGCGACAAAAUAACAACAAAAACCUACCUAUUUGGCGCUGAGAAAGACUAAGGUGUGACGGGCGCAGCCAUGUCUAUCUAUAUUUUGGCUUGAAAUUGCCACUCAAAAAAGUAACUAAUCUGCCAGGUGCAAACCGGCUAUUACUUUGAGUCCCAAGAAAUACUAUGAACAUACAACUGUUUCAUAAAAUGCAUUCUGUGCAAGCAGAGAACGGCAGUAAAAAUCUUAUAUUAUUUAUCCAUAAAAGCAAGAAGAAUAGGAUACGUACCAUGGGACCAGCGUCCAUAGUGAUGCCUUCACGUCCAAUACAGGUUAAUGAGUUGCGGUGCGACACAAAAACCCUGUGUUAACGCCCUUAUAAAAGAAGACGAGGGGUUAGACGAGGGAUCCACUGUCCCUAUUGUGGAGAGUCUCCUGUCCUCUUGCACCAACUGCCUCUUGAAGAAGAUAUGUACGAUGAAACCAGCAUCCAUGGCGGUACUUUCACUUCCAAAUACAGGUUUUUAAGUUAUGGUGAGAGACGGGACCUCUAUGUUAUGGUGAGAGAUGGGACCUCUAUGUUAUGGUGAGAGACGGGACCUCUAUGUUAUGGUGAGAGACGGGACCUCUAUGUUAUGGUGAGAGACGGGACCUCUAUGUUAUGGUGAGAGACGGGAUCUCUAUGUUAUGGUGAGAGACGGGACCUCUAUGUUAUGGUCAGAGACGGGACCUCUAUGUUAUGGUGACAGACGGGACCUCUAUGUUAUGGUGAGAGACGGGACCUCUAUGUUAUGGUGAGAGACGGGACCUCUAUGUUAUGGUGAGAGACAGGAUCUCUAUGUUAUGGUGAGAGACGGGACCUCUAUGUUAUGGUGAGAGACGGGACCUCUAUGUUAUGGUGAGAGACGGGACCUCUAUGUUAUGGUGAGAGACGGGACCUCUAUGUCCUCAUCCGAGAAGACGAGGGGCUCACAGUGCCCAAUAUGAAGAUUCAGGUUUUUACACUACCAAGCUGACUUGACCCGGGUUCGAACCCUGGUCCUCUUGCGUGAGAGAUAGAGACGAUUCCAUUGAGCUAUCGCGCCAUCUUCCCUAGUGAUACAUACACUGUUUAUGAACGGCCAUCAAACAAUGAAAUUGAACGAGUGAUAACUCAGACAGACAUCAUAUUGGCCUAUUUCGUUUACCCUUGUAUUCAGGCCUUUUCAUCAUAUUUAUCAAUACAAAAACUUCAUCAUUUCCAUAAGCUUUAGAGACUUUGUACUAGAUUUAGAAGGAUUUGGAAUAGGUCCAAACUUCACAAAUAAUAUGAGAAUAAGGGAACCUGUAAAUAGCUGAUUAUAAAAUUCUAUAUCCAAUAAGGUUUAUUGCACAACAAA